Molecule: messenger RNA, 2750 nt
Organism: Lemur catta (Ring-tailed lemur)
Lineage: Eukaryota; Metazoa; Chordata; Mammalia; Primates; Lemuridae
Gene: CD86
Product: CD86 molecule
Exons: 8
Coding region: 118-1179 (353 amino acids)
Biological process (GO): cellular response to lipopolysaccharide; negative regulation of T cell proliferation; cell surface receptor signaling pathway
Cellular component (GO): external side of plasma membrane
Source: RefSeq, a predicted model, not a curated record
CACAGGCGUGGAAGGGUUGCUCUUCUGCUGCUGUAACGCAGACUAGCACAAGCAGACAGACAAGUGGGGUCAUUUCCAGACAUUAGGGACAGCAGAAGCAGCCAAGAUGGAUCCUACAUGGAAUGCUGCUGUGCUUGUGCGUCUGGUCUCUGGGAGCCGAGGUGGAUGGGCAUCUGUGACAGCAUGAUGGGACUGUGUCGCUUUCUCUUUGUGGUGGUCUUCUUCCUGCUCCCUGAUGCUGCUCCCCUGAAGAUUAAGGCUUAUUUCAACGAUACUGCAGACCUGCCAUGCCUAUUUACAAACUCUCAAAAUCUAAGCAUGAGUGAGCUGGUGGUGUUUUGGCAGAACCAGGAAGCAUCGGUUCUGUAUGAGCUAUACUUAGGCAAAGAGAAACCUGACAAUGUUAAUCGCAAGUAUAUGGGCCGUACAAGUUUUGAUUGGGAAAAUUGGACCCUGCGACUUCACAACAUUCAGAUCAAGGACCAGGGCUCAUAUCAAUGUUUCAUCCAUCACAAAAAGCCCAAAGGAAUGGUUCUCAUCUACCAGAUGAAUUCUGACUUGUCAGUGCUUGCUAACUUCAGUCAACCUGAAAUAAUAGAAAUUUCUAAUAUAACAGAAAAUUUGUGCAGAAAUUUGACCUGCUCAUCUAUACAAGGUUACCCAGAACCUAAGAAGAUGAGUUUUUGGCUUAAAACUGAGAAUUCAACUACUGUGUAUGAUGGUGUCAUGCAAAAAUCUCAAGAUAAUGUCACGGAACUGUACAACGUUUCCAUCAGCUUGUCUGUUUCACUCCCUGCUGUUACAAGCAAUAUGACCAUCAUCUGUGUCCUGCAAACUGAGCCAAUGAAGACAGAGCUUUUCUCCUCACCUUUCUACAUAGAUCCUAAGGUCCCCCCGUUCCAGCCCCCAGACUACACUGUCUGGAUUGCAACAGCUAUACCUCUAACAUUGGCAAUUGGAAUUCCGCUGAUACUCCGUUAUAUUCCAUGUAGGAGGAAGAAGAAGAAGCAACCUGGUGUCUCUAAUGAACGUGAAACCAUCAAAAUGGAGAGGGGAGAGAGUGAACAGACCAAGAAAAGAGUAAAAAUCCGUGUACCUAAAAGCUCUGACGAAGAAUUCCAGUGUGUUGUUAACAGUUCGGAGAUACCCUCAGGCGACAGAAAUGCUACACGUUUUUAAUUAAAAAGUAAAGUCCAUACACGUAGCCAUUUUUUUAUACCUUUUCCUUUGCAAGUUUUUGGGCAACCUUUUUUAUUUCUCAGAAGGCAAGAAAAUAUUACUGUUAGUAAUAGUGGGGGCUCCUGGACUCCCUGCAGGUGAAACAGCCCCCCGGUAACACCAGCUCUGCGCCCUGAGCCAGGAGCAGACUCUCAUUCUCCCACUACUUCUGUUCACUUCAGAGCACACCUGUGGGCCAAGCCCACCUGGUAGUUCCUAGCCCGGGCAUGAUGUUUAGGACAAAUGCCUUCUGCUUCAGAUCUGACUUCUCUCCUAAUUCCACAAAUUGUGUUUUUAUAUAGAACUCCCAGUUCCUGGAAUACUGGCUUUUAUCGGCCCAGAAUUCUAAGGUGGUACCUCACUAUAUCUUGUGUACCUGUGACUGAACAACUACCUCUUCAGUCUGGGUGGGAGUUAUAUAUUUUAUGAUGUGAUAAUGUUAAUAUAUUGAAACAUAAAGCCUUGUAUAAUAAUGUAAUUACUACAUGCUAAAGAAAAGUCUACUCCUGCUAAGGAACGCUUGUCCCUCUGCCCAGGUCAGGGAGGAAAACAGUGGCCUAGGGUACAGUCACCAAUGAGCAGACCAAUGUAAAUUUGGGGAAGUUAGGAGAGACAGGGAUGCAACCAGCUUGGGAUCCUGGAGCCACUUCUAUCUGGGCUGCUGCUAAUAUUGAGGGGGAAUCUCCUGCCCAAAAAUCCCUGGCUGAAAGCACUGAAUAAAAGGAAAGUGCUGGAUCUUGUGAGUCCUAUUUCUCUUCUGGAAAAACUGACUGGGGUAAGGCUGGGGUCAGCUGUGAAAGAACCAGUAGAGAGAUCACAGUAUUCAAAAGAAGAAAAAAACGAGAGAUCUCGGCUCACAGAGAAACAAAUGGAAUGUCGGGCCUGUCCAGUCCUCCGACGAGUCUUGGAACAAGCAACAGAUGGACAGUCUGUCCAAAUGGACUUAAGACACACAGCAAUUUCCUCAGUGGUCGGGGAGGGGUUAUUGUGAUGUCAUCCGGCUGGAAGCCGAGCUGGGGCGGGACAGCAUCAUCUGGAUACUGGGAUGGAUGGAAAGAGGCUUAGGACUCUCAGCUCCUGGCUGAGAGAGGAAGAGCUGGAGUGGAACUAGGAAAACCAGGACGCAGAUCACCCAGAUGGCUGCUUAGCCUGCAGAUGUCCUAAGGGAAUAUGGGCUGGCCCAGAGUAGGGCUAGCAAACUUGUGUUUGAGGACUAUUUAUGCUCAAGGCAACCACAGGAAAACUGGUUACAGGAGAGGGAUAAGAGGAAACCUGGCUCUAGGGUAGGAUCAGUAAGGGAUGGAACAGCCUCAGUCCAAACCGAAAGAGAACUUUGGGAGGCCCAAGCCACAAAAACAGUUCUUUUUAUUUUCCGUAAGGGACCUAGAGGGCUGUAGACUGCUGUGCUAGUCAUGCUCAUCCUUGUAAUUGUCCCAUGUGUGCCCUGCCCCUGCCUUCAUUAGACCUUAGCACCUGCUGGUUUCUGAUAUGUUUUAUACAGAGCAGUUCUCAAUAAAUGUUUAUUAAAUGUA